UCAGGCGUCACGACGUCGGCGACGCUGUCGUUUCGCGUUUUCUUUCAUCGUCGCGCGACGUCUCGCGUAUUUUCCUCCAUUUUCUUUUCUCUUUUUUUUCUUUUCUCCUUCUUGCCUUCGUUUUUCUCGCUCAUUAGCAUCGCGACGGGCGACAUUCUCGCCCGGAGAAACUCUCUCGCACGCGCGAGAGAAAACAGUGUCGCGUGGAAUCUUUCGAAUAGAAACCGGAGGACGGAGAGGUGACGUUUCUUCUUCUGUACUGUGCAUCGCGAGUAGUGCAAUCCCGAGUGCAGCGUCGCGCGCGCCUUUGUCCGCCGACUAGAAUCAGCCCACGAGAAUAUUCCGCGGUGGACAGCCGCGUGGAGAAUAUUUAUAUCCCCUCGCGGGGAUGCCGCGAAUUCUCCCGAGUUCCUCGAGAAAACCCGUCGGCCCGUCUUUGGCGAAUCGCGAUCUCUUUCUCCGUUUAAUAGAUAGUAAUCAGUCAAAGUUGAUCAAUGUCUUAUGUAUGAGAUAAAUAAAGCUCAAUUCAUAAAAAGACAUGUUUUUUAUCGUAUGUAAUCGUUGCGAGAGUUAUCCAUUUUUUGGAAUAUACGAGUUUUUGUUUGUAAUUAGAGCAGGUGUAAUCUCACGUUUAUAUCUUGAGAUUAGUAAGAUUGAAACAUAAAAUAAAAAACUAAUUAUGCGAGAUUACAAUCUUGAUUAAACGGCAUAAUAUAUUCAUAUGACAUGAUAUUUUCUCUGAAAUUCAAUUAAUAAUAGUAGAAAUUAGAUCAAGAGAAAAUAUAAGUACUUGAAAAAAUUAAACUCCAUGGCGAAUGAAUACGUUAUCGGUACCGGCCUUAAAUUAUGUCACGUCAAGCUUCUCCUCAAGAUCGGUACUCGGAAAUAUUGAGUUACAAAACAUCGCGUGAGACGACCAACGAGGCAAAGACAAUAUUUACUCUCUCGUCACUUUCGAUUGUCGACUAAAAUAUUCGCAAGGUGUCGGAUCCGGUGUAGAGGCUGCGUCGGUUUUUCCUAAUCUUGGAUAAGACGGAGCCUACUUCGUCCCCAGACACUUCGUUCCGCCGAUUUAUUUUUGUACGCACGUCCGCCUUUUCGCGCGCAAAGUAGUUGCUAGAGAACCGUCGGGGCCUAUUGUAAAUAGAUCGAAUGUGACACGUGCACUCGUCAUUAAUCGCUGACAUGGUUUACCUCGUCAAUGGCCGAGCACAGGAUUUUGCAAUAACCGUUACCUUACACUUGCCUCGAACGCGAAAACACAAAUACAAAGAGUGAAUGCGAUUAUGGUUCAUCAGCCUAAUUAAAAUGAAAUCGAAUAGAAUUAUAACUGGAAAAGUCGAUAGUACUGAACGUGCCACAAAUGACGCGUAGUCUGAUGUCGCAUCUUUCUCAGAGAUAAAAUCUUUCCGCGAGAUUUCGCGCUGAUACGUCUGCUACGUCGUGGAGAAGAUCAAUUCUGUACUUGGGAUUUGGAAGAGAAGUGCCGGCCCUUUCGUGGGACACUUCGCGCGGAGUAUUCUUAGGCAUGCAUUCGGGGAUGUACUCUCGGUUGCUGGCGGGAGGAAAACAGAUAUUCCCGAUAGUCCGCGAGGUGGAUUGGUUGUUUGGUGGUUGUGCGAUUGAGAUUAUUCUCAUCGUCCCGUGAGAAGGGAGGUUCGCGAAUGCGAGAAUCAUGUUGCACCGCGACGCCGCGAGACCGUUCCUCCUGCGGCGACCUGUCGCGAUGUGUCGAUAGUGAUUUUCCUUUCCGGGCCGAUCGUUGUUUCGGAGUUCCUAAACUGGAAUGCAGAGCAAAAUGCAAACGUUCAGCGGACUCGCCUUCGGGAAUGUGUUCAAGAAGAAGGCAAACAAGAUGACCGGAGGACCUCCGGUGGGCAAUGCACCGCCUCCGCCUACGCUCAUCAAUAAGAUCAAGUAUCAACCUGGUGGACCUGUAAUUAAGAAGGAUAAACGACAGAGCAGCUCGAGGUUUAAUAUAUCAAAAAAUCGGGAACUGCAGAAAUUGCCUUUGCUGUGUGAAACACAGCAGGGAAACGAGCGGGAAGAGCUUUUUAUACAGAAGCUACGACAAUGCUGCGUCCUCUUCGACUUCGAGUCCGAUCCACUAUCGGAUUUGAAAUGGAAGGAGGUAAAGCGCACUGCCCUGCACGAGAUGGUCGAGUAUGUAACCAAAAACAAAAAUGUUAUUACCGAAGCGAUAUAUCCCGAAGCCGUGAAUAUGUUUGCCGUAAACUUAUUCCGGACGCUACCACCAUCAUCGAAUCCUAACGGCGCAGAAUUCGAUCCUGAGGAGGACGAGCCGACGUUAGAGGCGGCUUGGCCACACUUGCAGCUGGUCUAUGAAUUCUUUUUGCGACUACUAGAGUCGCAGGAUUUCCAGCCGUCCAUAGCGAGGCGCUACAUAGAUCAAAAGUUUGUUCUGCAGCUGUUAGAGUUAUUUGAUUCCGAGGAUCCGAGAGAGAGGGACUUCCUCAAGACGACUCUGCACAGAAUUUACGGGAAAUUCCUGGGACUCAGGGCAUACAUUAGGAAACAGAUAAAUAAUGUUUUCUAUCGAUUUAUAUACGAAACGGAGCACCAUAAUGGCAUCGCGGAGUUGCUCGAAAUCCUAGGAAGUAUUAUUAAUGGCUUUGCUCUGCCAUUGAAAGAAGAGCACAAGGUGUUUCUGUUGAAAGUUCUGUUACCCCUGCAUAAAGCUAAGUCAUUAUCCGUAUAUCAUCCGCAACUAGCGUACUGCGUCGUACAGUUUCUGGAGAAAGAUCCGUCGUUGACGGAACCUGUGAUUAGGAAUUUGUUGAAAUUCUGGCCGAAAACACAUUCCCCUAAAGAAGUGAUGUUCUUGAAUGAACUCGAGGAGAUCUUAGACGUCAUCGAGCCAGCCGAAUUUCAAAAAGUGAUGGAUCCAUUGUUCAGGCAAUUAGCCAAAUGCGUGUCGUCGCCGCAUUUUCAGGUGGCCGAAAGAGCUCUCUACUAUUGGAAUAACGAGUACAUAAUGUCCUUGAUAUCGGACAAUUAUUCUGUCAUCCUACCGAUAAUGUAUCCAGCCUUUUAUAGAAACUCCCGCAACCACUGGAACAAAACGAUCCACGGUUUAAUAUACAACGCCCUGAAACUCUUCAUGGAGAUGAAUCAAAAAGUAUUCGAUGAAUGUACAACGCAGUACUAUCAGGAACGUCAGCGGGAGCGAAAGCUCAUGAAAGAUCGUGACGAAGCGUGGAUGCGCGUGGAAGCGCUUGCAAUGAAGCAUCCGAACUAUAACACCAUGAGUAAAGGCACAACGAAUAAUAAUACAUCAUACGUGUCGCCGCAACAUAUAGACAAUUCGCCACCCGACGAAGAUGGCGAUACAGAUCAAAUUCCGCUCACUUUGGAAAAGAUAGAAGCUAGAGCUAACGAGGCGAAAAAAAUGACAAACGUGAACAAAGUGAAACCGCUUUUACGAAGAAAGAGCGAUCUACCGCAGGAUUCGUACACAAUGCGGGCGUUGUCCGACCACAAGCGCGCCGAUGAAUACCUUGUCACGCCACCGGAUCCCAAUAAUUGCUAGUCUCUACCGCAACCUCUUCCCAUGUAUCCUCUGUUUUGCUGUAGCAACAUCGGAAGCUAGUUUUCCCUUCUAGGGAGAGAAUGGCGAUAAAAACCGAAAACGAUCUGGCUCCCAUACGAGACUCUCUCACUUGUGCGAAAUCAAUAAUACCGUACUGUUAUCUUCUAAUGUCACAUCAUAUCGUAUUUAUUUUCCUUAAUGGAGAGAAAGGAGCGUCGAUUCAAAGGGACGGUGCAUAAGCACUCGUAGGAGCUUACACGAGGGAAUUUCGUAUUUCGUAGAGACGCAUUGUAUUUAUUUCUCUUCAUCUUUUUUCAAGAGCAAGAAAAUUUCAGCUGAUAAUGAGGGAGAGGAGAACGUAUGUAAUAAUCACCGUUGUUGUAAAACGCCGCGCAUAUAGUAAGCGAAGUAACAGGGCCCUAAACGCAUUAUUCGUAGAAUCUCCAUUACCGAAAAGGCACUUCGGGAGUGUUAUCUUCUGCUACGUUUCAACAGUACGAUUAUGUACGUAAACGAGAUAAUUACGAGAUAAUGUACGUAAACGAGAUACUGUGACUGUAACGGAUUUGGUAUAUUCUACGAGAGAUUUUAUAUACAGAUACGGUUACGUGCGAGAAUGUGAUCGAAGAAUGUAGACAUAUGCUCGAUGUUGUCCACACUAUUACGCUAUGCGAGCUUGUUGUGUUAACACCUUGCGAAUGACGUUUCCAUUUAUGUGCAAAUGAUAUAUAUAUAUAAAUAAAUAAAUAAAUAUAAAUAUGAUAUACAUACAUAAAUAUACGUAAUUGCUUUAACACUACAGGCUCGUUGUAGUAAAAAAAGGAAGCAGAAUGAAGAACAUAAGGGGAAAAACACGCGACGGUGCGUGCGUCAUCUUAGGAUGUAUAUGAUAGUGCUAUUUUAAAAAUAAUAGAAUGCUACGAAAAAAAACUUUGGAUACUUCUGAGUGUACUACUUUUGUAUCUGUUGUGCCUAGAUGCCUGUGGAAUGCAUUCACGGAACAAACAAAAAAAAGAGUACGGGACACAAACAGCAAGAUUAAACGGCGAGUUUACAUGUCGCUUUGCCAAAUAUAAUCGGUAUCACAGGAUUUCAGUAAUGCUUGCAUAACGUGUUGCGUUAUUAACUCUCAUGGAUCUUGAGAUUAAUUAAAAGAUUAUACUGUUGCGGCCAAGAGAUAAAAGGGAGGAGAUGAAUAAAAAGAAAAAAAGAGGAAACGAAAGAGAAGAAAGAUACAUUUAGUCCAUGCGCUGCUGUUAGCAGGUUGUUACGUUAAUAAUUGUCGAGGAUACCUUGUUGAAUAUAGAUAUAUAAUAAGCACUUAUACAUAUAUUAAAUACUAGAAGAUUAAAGCUACGGAGAUAUAGAUUUAAAAAGAUUAUUUACUUAUUAAUUAUUCCUACUCGAGAGAAAUGGCCAUUUCAACUAAUUGAUAUUGAUUAAUGAUAUAAAUAUCAUUACAAUUAUUAGUUACUGUAUUAUUUUUAGUGACAGGACAUAUAACGACGAAAAUAGAAUAAUAGUAAUUCUGUAGUAGCUGAUACAUGCGGCAUGCCUUGAAUAAUUAUAUCUUUCUGGAAACCUGCGUUUUCCCGAAUUAGAUCGGUAAUAAAUAAAUAAAUCACGCAAUUUCCUAGAAACGACCAUUAUGUUAGAAAAAGAGAGGAGAGGAGGGGGGGGGAAGGAUGAGAAUUCUUAUUAGAAUACGCCGCAUGCAGCAAUUCGGAACAACAUCGAAUAAUCUCCGCGAAUGUAAAUGUAUGCGCUUUUGCAGAAGCUUAAAUCGAAUGGUAGAGAGCUGGGAAAGAGAGAAUAAUCGUAAUAAUGAUAAGAAUAUUAACAAUAAUAAUGCUGUUAUUAAAAAGAGUUAGAAUUGUCGGGAGAUCAUUUCAUAUAUAAUAAAGAUCACAUCAAUCUUGC
Molecule: messenger RNA, 5470 nt
Organism: Ooceraea biroi (clonal raider ant)
Lineage: Eukaryota; Metazoa; Arthropoda; Insecta; Hymenoptera; Formicidae
Product: serine/threonine-protein phosphatase 2A 56 kDa regulatory subunit gamma isoform
Biological process (GO): protein dephosphorylation; signal transduction
Cellular component (GO): cytosol; protein phosphatase type 2A complex; nucleus
Molecular function (GO): protein phosphatase activator activity
Source: RefSeq, a predicted model, not a curated record